UGGGAGCGCAGGGGUGGAGCUAGGGAUGACGCGGCGAGUCAUCCCCCUAAGCCCCGCCUCUAGCGACGUCUUCUAAUCGCGUUUUUCCGGCCGGUCCCUUCUCUUCUCCUUUCCUCCGCCAUCGUGUGCUGUACGCCUCACUGGGCUUCUCGCCAUGUCUUCUCACAAGACUUUCAGAAUCAAGAGAUUCCUGGCCAAGAAACAAAAGCAAAAUCGUCCUAUUCCUCAAUGGAUCCGGAUGAAAACUGGUAACAAAAUCAGGUACAACUCUAAGAGAAGACACUGGAGGAGAACAAAGCUGGGUCUGUAAGGAUUCACACAGUGGCGAGACUGAAUUGGGGUCAUCAAUCCAGUCCUACCAGAUGGAUUUCAACAUUUUUAACAUGGAGUCUUGCUCUUAAUAUGAAGUCUUAAGAGUGUCCAGUAAUAAAAUAUAGAACCUUUCAAACUGC
Molecule: messenger RNA, 452 nt
Organism: Mastomys coucha (southern multimammate mouse)
Lineage: Eukaryota; Metazoa; Chordata; Mammalia; Rodentia; Muridae
Gene: Rpl39
Product: ribosomal protein L39
Exons: 3
Coding region: 155-310 (51 amino acids)
Biological process (GO): translation
Cellular component (GO): ribosome; cytosolic large ribosomal subunit
Molecular function (GO): structural constituent of ribosome
Source: RefSeq, a predicted model, not a curated record